Messenger RNA from Cololabis saira (Pacific saury), 780 nucleotides. RefSeq lists its product as uncharacterized. The coding region runs from base 1 to 780 and encodes 259 amino acids. NCBI's taxonomy places the organism in Eukaryota, Metazoa, Chordata, Actinopteri, Beloniformes, Belonidae. The record is from RefSeq and is a predicted model, not a curated record. The transcript is spliced from 3 exons.
AUGGCAGUUUACGAUACGCUGGUUCUCUGGAGCGUCACGUUCGUCCUGGCAGGUGCUCAAGGUCCACGUGUGAUAUACCCGUUUACAAGCACGUGUGCAGUACAAGGAUCCACCGUCACCCUCCCCUGCAGCUUCACACCUAGAGAGUCUUUCUAUAAAGACGGAAGAGAAAUUCGACUGCAGAUCGUUAGAGUCCUCUGGUGUCAGAACCAUCUGAUCUGUCACGGUCCCACCCCGUCUGUGUUUGACAGUAAUUCACCAAACAAAAACUCUCGUUAUCAAUACCUGGGAGACAUGAAGGGAAACUGCACUUUACAGAUCAGAAACAUUCAGUGGAUAGACGGCUUAAGACCAGCCGGGUCGACACAAGAAGGCUCAACGUUUCGCUUCAGGAUGGAAGCUGAUGAUCCUCUAGGACAUUUCACUAACACGACCGGAGUGACGGUUAAAGUUGUUGCUUGGAUUAAACUGAAAAUAGAAGCCUCCAGUAACAAGUCCAGACGAGGUCAAACAGUCUCCCUGCAGUGCACCUAUUCUUUAUGCACCUUCCAAGACCUAGAGGUCGACUGGUUCAGAGAUGGACACGCCCUCCCACAGUCUGGACACGCCCUCCAGCUCGGCCCUCUGACCGCAGGGGAUUCUGGGAACUACACCUGCGUUCUGAGGAAAGACGUGAACACACAGUCUAACUCGUUCAGCCUGCAGGUGGAGGACGGAGAUGGAGACGGAGAUGGAGACGGAGACGGAGACGGAGACGGAGACGGUGCUGAUGGUGGUUAG